GCUCAAACUUGCUUGUCAAUGUUUGAGCUACUUGAUUUAUCACUUAGCGAUUCCAAAACAUCUGACCACCGGUACACAGAAGCCGCCUGAAGGCUACAAACUGUAAACAACAUUCGUGAGAGGCAUCCUGAGCCACACGACCCGCCUGUUCUGCUAGCCGUCGAGCAAGGGGCUACAAGCAGACCUUAGCUCAAACAUUGACCGCUCACAAAGUGAGCCGGGGCUCGCUCACGAAGUGAGCUAUCGCCUUGCUCCCGCACCGGUCAAGAACUUCGAGCACCCAGUAAGCACUCAGGCCGAAGGCCCAGCGCGCUGGUAGUAACAAAGGGCAAAGCCCCAAGUCAGCAGCCACGGUUAGCGUCAUACGAGCGCCGGGCCCUUUGGCCAAGUUCAUGCGCGCUACUCCCUUGCUGCUAAGUGCCGUCAGCGACCAGCUUCGACUGAUGCCGUGCUUUGGAACUCGUUAUGAGUGGACGCUACAACGACUCUUACUCGCACCGCGAGGAGUCAGCGUCCGCACGCGGCAAGGGGAAGCUGACCGUUUCGGUGCCGAAGGCCCGACCGCUCUGCCACGAAGUGGCCGCGGAGGCGGCUAUCCCGGCUACAUCUCUGACGCAAAGCGCCAGCACCAGGUCACCAAAGGUGACGCUGCCCGUUUCCCUGAGCGCUCCCAGCCGCAAAGCGGCUACGACCGGGACCGUGACGCCAGCCGCAGCCUCUCAGGAGGCCGUGAACGUGAACGCAGCAGGGAGCGCAGCAACGUCUACAACCGCGACCGCGAGCGCCCACGCAGUGCAGAGUGCCGCCGCAGCCCUGACCGGCGCGAGUACGACCGCAGCCGCCACGCGCCGCAAAGCGGCGCCCAGGUCUGGCAGUACGACCCCGCAGUUCACGGCGCCCCGGAUCCCCUGAGCCCUGCCCGCUGUCAGGACCCGGAGAAGCACAUUGCCUGGCUGCAGCAGGCGGUCCAGUGGCACAAGCACGAGGCCCGCACAGCCAACCAGGAGUGCCGCAAGCUGCACGAGCUGCUUUCAGAGCUGCAGUUUCAGCUGCGGCGCAAGCAGGAGGCCGUUGACAAGCUGCAGAGCAAGGUCAACCCCCUGGAGCGUCAGCUGCAGCUCAAGACCACUGAGUGCGUGCUGCUCCAGUCAGCCAGCUCCCUUCAGCAGCAGCUGCGGGCCAAGAGCGCCGAGGGUGAGCCGCCGCAGUCCGUGCCGCAGCGUGCUCAGCAGCAGGAGACUCCCAAGCCGUCGCUGCUCGCUUCGGGCCGCCUCGAGUUCUUGCCCUGCGCCGCAGAGCCCAAAGGGCCCGACGGCGGAGAGGCGGUGACUGCCCAGGAGGAGGAGGGCGACGUGGAGUGCAUCUGCGGCUGCGACCCCUGCGCCUGCUUCGACGCCGCCCCCUCCAACGGCAGCAACGGCGCUGAGGCCGGCGAGCUAGCGAGCAGCCAGCCCAUCUCCGAGCGCAGCGCUCUGGAGCCCUCGGCCGCCGAGCAUCAGCUGCCUCCACCGCCGCAGCAGUCCAACUCUGGCAGGGUGGCAGCAGUGACUUCUGUGUCAUCAUUGGCAACGGCCCGCAUCUCAUCCCGUCCGACCUCGAGGCGACCACGCAGAGUCACUCGUUGUCCGGCCCGGAGUACGUCAAGGCGCCGGAGCCAGCCACCUACAACACCGCCUUCGAGCAGCCGGCGCUGAUCUGUUCGCCCCCCCGCCUACUUCGACGGGCCGUGGCACCAGAUCAGCAUGGAGUUCUGCGACGACUUCCUGCCCUUUGACCACCUCCCGGAGUGCCACAUCGGCUGCCUGGUGCACGGCUUCUGGGCGCACCACUACUCCUGGCAGUGCGACGACAUCCGCGCACUGCCAUGAGUAGUGGUGCGCCCAGAAGCCGUGCACCAGGCAGCCGAUGUGGCACUCCGGGAGGUGGUCAAAGGGCAGGAAGUCGUCGCAGAACUCCAUGCUGAUCUGGCGCCACGGCCCGUCGAAGUAGGCGGGGGGUGAACGGAUCAGCGCCGGCUGCUCGAAGGCAGUGUUGUAGGUGGCUGGCUCCGGCGCCUUGACGUACUCCGGGCUGGACGACGAGUGACUCUGCGUGGUCGCCUCGAGGUCGGACGGGAUGAGAUGCAGGCCGUUGCCGAUGAUGACACAGAAGAACCAGCGGGGCACAUCACACAUACGCCAGCACACGGUAUUGCGUGACACCCACGCUCAUCACGCUCACUCACCCACGGCAUGACUACCCUGGUAGGACGCUGGCCUAUCGUGGUGUGCCCCCAUGGUGCCAGCAGGACACUGCAGUAGAUUAUCCUGGAGAACCUCAGUCACCCUUGCCUUGGGCCCGGACAAGUGACAGAAACGCCCCAAAAUGUCUUCUGCGAUUCUCAGAAAGACCCCCCAAAACCUGAAGCAUUUUCACAGAUUUUUGGACUUCAGAAUCAAACGUUUCUUCCGCCGGAGGCUUUUCGGGGCAAAUUUCUGUCGAAAAGAAGGAAGAUACGAGCACUGCGUUGAGUUCUGCUUCGGCCGCAGGUGUUGGGUAAAGGUUGGUCUGGGGGCCAUGCCUGCCUCGUCCGGCCGUAUGUGGUCCAGGACGGAGGUGGUGCCAAGCAACCCGGUCUCACCCGGGGCGUGCCCAUACACGCGGCACCGUCCAAAGCCCAAACCAUCCAAGAUUCCUAACAUGGAAUAUGUAUGCUAUGAAUAAUAGCUGAACUGGGGCCUGGGGUGACCUGUCCGCUCGCCGAGCUCGCGAAAUGCAGCGACAAUGUGCACUGAUGUGCAUGAAGGAGUGUAUGUGGUGGCGAGGUCAUUGGCUCAUUGCAGGCGGCGCUGGCCGGGGCCUGCUGGAGGCGCUGCUGGCAAAGGGCUUGGGCGUGGGGGUGGGGCACGCCGGCGUUAGGGUGCAUGGGAUGCUGCGCAGUAGCUUUGUCACGCUGGUGGCAGACGAAGGGCUGAGAGAGGGGUAUGCAAGGGGUACGUGCGAAAGGAAGCCUGGUCGCGGCACAUGCAAUGUGGCGUCUGGUUGACUUGGAAAGACUGCUGUUUCCCUAGAAUCCAAUUGUUAGGUAUGUGGGGGAGGGGGGUUGUCUGCAACCAUCGGCCAUACUGGGCCACGGUAACGCCUCGAAACACGGGCUCGCAGAUCGGCGCUGGGUGACGCACAUUCCCUAAUCAGGGGCCUCCUCCUGCCCCGGCGCAUCAGCGCCAACUGGCUUGCAGACCGGCUUCUAGUAAGCAGGAUAGCUCUCGCGGGGAAACCAUCAGAACCCGCCGCACCAGCGUCCGCACCCGUAGAGCAGCGACCUAAGAAGGCCGAGAUGGCGCUCGUUCGGGGAAGUUCGGCACAAGUAUGUUCAGUGCCUACACAGGUAACGGAGCCGAACCGUUCCUGAUGGGUUUCGAUCUUGCGACCUUGAUGUGACCCUUGUUAGCCACUCAUCUACACAUGCUGUUCCAAAGUGUGCCUCCUGGCGUGUUUUUGGGGUCUGGUGUGCGCCCCAGCCCGCCUUCAAGGCUGGAACCAAGUGUAACAGACUGUUUGC
Chlamydomonas reinhardtii is the source of this 3541-nucleotide messenger RNA. RefSeq lists its product as uncharacterized. NCBI's taxonomy places the organism in Eukaryota, Viridiplantae, Chlorophyta, Chlorophyceae, Chlamydomonadales, Chlamydomonadaceae. The record is from RefSeq and is a predicted model, not a curated record. The coding region runs from base 444 to 1694 and encodes 416 amino acids. The transcript is spliced from 2 exons.